Messenger RNA from Nestor notabilis (Kea), 1190 nucleotides. RefSeq names its product toll-like receptor 6. The annotation marks the transcript as partial. The transcript has a single exon. Gene Ontology annotation, molecular function: transmembrane signaling receptor activity; Toll-like receptor 2 binding; lipopeptide binding. Gene Ontology annotation, cellular component: membrane. Lineage: Eukaryota; Metazoa; Chordata; Aves; Psittaciformes; Psittacidae. The record is from RefSeq and is a predicted model, not a curated record. Gene Ontology annotation, biological process: inflammatory response; toll-like receptor signaling pathway; cellular response to bacterial lipopeptide.
GAGAGCCUUCCCAAGGUCAGCUUCAUGACCAGCCGUAUGAAAUCACUGAAGUAUCUGGACAUGAGCAGCAACUUGCUGCGUCAUGAGGGAGCUGACGUACAAUGCCAAUGGGCUGAGUCUCUGACAGAGCUGGACCUGUCCUCAAAUCAGUUGACGGAUGCCGUGUUUGAGUGCUUGCCAGUCAACGUCCAAAAACUGGACCUGCAAAUCAAUCAGAUCAACAGUGUCCCCAAGGGUAUGGCCGAGCUGAAAGCCUUGAAAGAGCUGAACUUGGCAUCGAACCGUCUGGCUGACCUGCCGGGGUGCGGCGCCUUUACGUCCCUGGAGUUCCUGAACGUAGAGGUGAAUUUGAUCCUCACCCCGUCUGCUGCCUUCUUCCAGAGCUGCCCAAGGGUCAGGGAGCUCCAAGCCGGGCAGAACCCGUUCAAGUGCUCGUGUGAACUGCGAGACUUUAUCCGCGGGGAGAGGCAGUCUGGGGGGAGGCUGUUCGGCUGGCCGGCGGCGUACGUGUGCGAGUACCCAGAGGACUUGCGAGGGACGCAGCUGAAGGACUUCCACCUGAGCGAGCUGGCUUGCAACACAGCGCUCCUGCUUGUGACAGCUCUGCUGCUGACGCUGGUGCUGGUGGCUGUCGUGGCCUUUCUGUGCAUCUACCUGGAUGUGCCGUGGUACGUGCGGAUGACGUGGCAGUGGACGCAGACGAAGCGCAGAGCUUGGCACAACCACCCCGCAGAGCAGGAGACCGUUCUGCAGUUUCACGCCUUCAUUUCGUACAGCGAGCGCGACGCGCUGUGGGUGAAGGACGAGCUGAUCCCGAACCUGGAGAAGGGCGAGGGCUGUGUACAGCUGUGCCAGCACGAGAGAAACUUUAUCCCUGGCAAGAGCAUUGUGGAGAACAUCAUUAACUGCAUUGAGAAGAGCUACAAGUCGAUCUUUGUGCUGUCUCCCAACUUCGUGCAGAGCGAGUGGUGUCACUAUGAGCUGUACUUUGCCCAUCACAAACUGUUCAGCGAGAAUUCCAACAGCUUAAUCCUCAUUCUACUGGAGCCAAUCCCUCCGUGCAUAAUCCCUGCCAGGUAUCACAAGCUGAAGGCUCUUAUGGCAAAGCGAACCUACCUGGAGUGGCCAAAGGAGAGGAGUAAGCGUGCCCUUUUCUGGGCUAACCUGAGGGCAGCUAUUAACAUUAACCU